UGUCGCGCAAGUCAUCGCAGAGAAAUUUCUUACCUCGGAGGAAAUAUCAUGACUUCUGACGGUUUUCGCGACGUGGAAACUGAGUAGAAAAUUCUGAAAGAAUACUGAGCAAUACUAAGUAUUCAGAUCGUUAUGACAAUUUAAACAAGAUUGAGACACGUGUCGUUUUAAAGAAUGGCAGAAGGAAGACACGGACAAAUCCAAAUAAUUUUAUAAUUUUUAACACUUAUCUCACAAUAAUAGAAUGCGAUAACAAAACUUAAACAAGUUCAACGCGAAGAACUUUUAAUAUUUAUAUUUAAAAAUAAAAAGAAAGAAGGGACAAACCAAAGAGCACAGUUAAAAAAAGGAAGAAUCAAAAGACGUAAUAAGAAGAAAGACAAAUAUUUAUAUUAAGAAAAAAGAGAAAACACCAGUUCUCCCAUUGAAAAACAUCAACAUUAAUGGUUCUGUCGUGGCAGUAGAUAACAAUUCAGUAAAUUUAGAAAGUGAACUUGAUUUGUAUCGACAUGGCAACUGGCGAUGAUAGACGUGUCGCUCUAAUAACAGGUAUCACCGGGCAGGAUGGUUCUUACUUGGCAGAAUUCUUACUGGAGAAAGGAUAUGAUGUGCAUGGCAUCAUCAGGCGGGCCAGUUCAUUUAACACCGCUCGUAUUCAGCAUCUUUAUGCCGAUCCAAAAUGCCAUCGACAGGGUAAAAUGAAACUGCACUAUGGUGAUAUGACAGAUUCCAGUAGUUUGAUUAAAGUCAUUAGCGCGAUACAGCCGACGGAAAUUUACAAUCUCGCAGCGCAAAGUCAUGUUAUGGUAAGCUUUGAGGUAAGCGAAUAUACCGCAGAAGUAGAUGCAGUCGGAACGGUAAGGAUAUUGGACGCAAUACGUACAUGUGGUUUAGAAAAAUCUGUAAAAUUUUAUCAUGCAUCAACAUCUGAACUUUAUGGCAAAGUAAUGGAAGUCCCACAAACCGAAAAAACUCCAUUUUAUCCACGUUCUCCAUAUGCUUGUGCAAAGUUAUACAGCUUCUGGAUUGUUGUAAAUUAUAGAGAAGCAUAUAAUAUGUUUGCGUGCAAUGGCAUACUGUUCAAUCACGAGAGUCCACGAAGAGGAGAGAAUUUUGUCACGAGAAAGGUGACAAGAUCUAUAGCGAAAAUACAUUUAGGUCUACAAGAUGUGCUUGAAUUAGGAAACUUAGAUGCAAAGCGAGAUUGGGGCCAUGCAAAAGAUUAUGUGGAGGCAAUGUGGUUGAUGCUCCAACAAACGCAACCAGAUGAUUAUGUCAUAGCAACGGGAGAAACACACAGUGUGAGAGAGUUUGUAGAAAUAGCAUUCCAAUAUGUAGGUCGCACAAUAAAGUGGCAAGGUGAGGGCGUGACUGAAACUGGGCAAGACGCACAAACCGGUCAACUAUUAGUUCGUAUAAAUCCAAAAUACUUCCGUCCAACCGAAGUGGAUGUACUUCUGGGUGAUUCAUCGAAAGCAAGAAAUAAAUUCGGAUGGAAACCGACUGUUACAUUUAAGGAACUCGUAAAAGAUAUGAUGGACUCUGACCUGGAAUUAAUGUCCAAAAAUCCAAACGCUUAAUAGCAUUAUACUUGAAUUGUGAUACGACUAGACGCAUUUAUUAUUCUUUUUCGGUAUGAAGCGACAGUAUUUAAAAAUUUAUAUAUUUUGUAAAUAUAUAUAUUAUAUAAAUAUUUUUAAAAUGUUUUCGAAACUCUUAAAAAUGAGUAAGAUUUUUAUUAAAUACUGUAAUCUAGUAGCAAUAAUAUAUUAUACAAAUCGAUACGUGAGAUGUUUAAAUGUUCCUGACGUGAAACAUCCGAGAGCGUAUGGAAUCACUAAUAAUUACAGAAAAAGGCAGAAUGCAGCACAGAGAGUUACGAUGAUUUUGUUCAAUAAAAAACAACGAAAAUUAUACUAAUAAAGGCGUGCACAAAUAAAAUCAUUAAUAUAAAGUUUUAUUUAUUUAGUAAUUUUAUAAAUUAAAGUUAACUGUAGAUAUUUAAUGAAUGUUUAAUUAUUAAAUUUGUAAUUGGUUACAUUAUCUACGUCUGUUGUAUUAUUAACUGUUUAUUGCUGCAUUUGCACUUUUUUAUUUUGAAAUUCUUGGGAGGAUUCACAAGUUUAAAGUUAUACUUUUGGGAACUUUUGUAACGUACAUUUCACCCUUAUUCUAUAUGUACCUAACUUGUCUGAAAUACAUGUUGAAUGUAUAAUUUAA
Monomorium pharaonis (pharaoh ant) is the source of this 2220-nucleotide messenger RNA. It is a transcript of the gene Gmd, whose product is annotated as GDP-mannose 4,6 dehydratase. Gene Ontology annotation, molecular function: GDP-mannose 4,6-dehydratase activity. Bases 510 to 1580 code for a protein of 356 amino acids. The transcript is spliced from 7 exons. Gene Ontology annotation, biological process: GDP-mannose metabolic process. The record is from RefSeq and is a predicted model, not a curated record. NCBI's taxonomy places the organism in Eukaryota, Metazoa, Arthropoda, Insecta, Hymenoptera, Formicidae.